AAAGGCGGACACACGGGAUACGGAGCGGAGAGCUGUCCUCUCUCAGUUAUUGUUUGUGGCGGCAGGCGGUACUAACACGCAGACACUCGGAGCGAGGACGAAAACCGACUCCCGGAUCGGAUAUACCUCAGGGCACAUUGACCAUCCAAGAUGUCGAACCGUGACUGGGAGCUGACCUGCAAGGUCUAUAUCGGGAACCUGGCCAACCAUACUUCACGACACGACAUCGAAUCGGCAUUCGGCAAAUACGGUAAUCUCCGUAAUGUUUGGGUCGCGAGGAACCCUCCCGGUUUCGCUUUCGUGGAGUUCGAAGACUCCCGGGACGCUGAAGACGCCGUAAGAGCUCUCGACGGCAGCAGGAUCUGUGGCUCUCGCGUUAAAUGUGAGAUGUCUCACGGCAAGAGGCGUAAUGGAGGUUUCCGAGGAGGACGUGGAGGGCGUCGAGAUCGCUCGAGGAGCUUCGAUCGGAGACGCUCUUUCUCUCGGAGUCGAUCCAGGUCUCGCAGCAGGUCAUACGGGAAGGAUCGAGCAGAACCUAGAGGUGGAGGAAUACCGCGAGGAGGAGCACGAGAAAGGAGCUUCUCACGGAGUCCAUCGAGAGAGAGGUCUCGCUCUAGAAACCGCAAUCGCGCAUCCUAAUUUUUUUCUGGGGAAAGAAGUAAUUCUCCGACUUCAACCGAAGCUCUCCUGAUGUGAGUUAAAGAAAAAGAAACGAUAGACAAUUCCACGAUGACGUACGAGCGAAAUAUUCGAUCAUUGUAAGCUCCGGUGUGCUCGAGCCCCAGACCGAUCAUGUAUGUAUGAUUCCUCCUUCUUCGCUUGACGCAAGAAUGCUCAAAUAAAAGACCAUUACGUAAAUCAGGCAAC
Molecule: messenger RNA, 867 nt
Organism: Galendromus occidentalis (western predatory mite)
Lineage: Eukaryota; Metazoa; Arthropoda; Arachnida; Mesostigmata; Phytoseiidae
Product: RNA-binding protein 1
Exons: 3
Coding region: 151-639 (162 amino acids)
Molecular function (GO): RNA binding
Source: RefSeq, a predicted model, not a curated record